AUGUGCUCAUCCAUCGAUUUAAAACCGGAUAUUUUAUCGUCUCUCGAAUCAUCUUCAUGUAUGCUGACUGAGGAGGAGCUUUUGCUGUUCUUCACUGGAUUUUCUCCAGAAAAAGAAAUGGAUGAUUAUUAUCUCAAAGUUUGCUAUCUAUUGGAUUUGAGGAUUUCUGCUAAAAAAGAGUAUCAAAGCAAAGUUUUUAACAUAAAGAAAGAAAAGACCCACCUACUUGGUCAUUUUUUAAACAUGGCCCAGCCUAAAAGUAUUUUUGAUGAUGAAGGUGCGUCUAUGAUUCUAAAAGAAGCCAUUCCAUCAUUUGUAAUUGAUUCGAUACCCGGCAGUUAUCUGAAAGAUAUCUCAUUGUCUCAUCAAAUUUCUUUGGCAUUUAUUGCGAAGACGCUACCAACUUUUGUUCGCUCUCCCACUGCGGAAAAGGCGUACUUUUCGCUCAAGGAUCUUUUUUUUCUGGAAAGAGAUCCUUAUAUCCCCGCGACAACAAAAGAAUUUCUAAAGGACGAGGGACUCGCCGCCCUCCUGGCCGGAUUGGCUCAUCCUGCUGCUUACCAUUCGAUCAAGUUGGAGCAUUUCGAUCUUCUUUUUCCUGCCAUGGCCAAUUAUACUGAAGCGCUUAUUUUUGAUACACUGUUUAUUUUCUUUCGGCAUCACAUUUCGCUUGGCAAAAACAAUGCAAAUGACAUGAUUUCAAAUCUAGUGCUGGAAAAAUCGCUUGCAUACGAAUCGACGAUAAUCCCGGAUUUUUCAAUUUCCUUCAAAAAAGGAGACUCCGAUGCUGUUAUGUCAUUUCUAAUCUACCUCAUACAUGAGGCGAGAAGAGAGGAGGGACAACCUUCGGAAGAUUAUAUCGAUAUUGCGUAUCCUGGAAACAAAGUUCUCUUCAAGCGCUUGCAAUAUCUGCGUAGAUGUUCCAAAGCUGCGUUUAUAGGGCCGCUUAUUGUUCUGGUGCUGAAAAAACUUUCUCGGUUUGAUAUCGUCGAAAAUGAGAAUACUAUAGGAACGUUAACCGAAAAUAAAGACUCCAUUCUCAACCUCACUGCUUUUGAGACGCUAUUUUCGGAGCAAAUUCCUCCAGCUGAUCCUUAUUUAUCAGCGCUAUCCAAAAGAGAGGCUUUGGUUGAGUUUCUCUGUCUAAACUUGGCCUCGUUUAUCCCAUUUUCAGAAAAAUCUGCCUCCUUCGCUUUGCUCGAAUAUAUGGUCCAUUUUGAGACACCGGAGGAGAUAUCUAGAAUUUUGUCGACCUAUUUUCUAGUUCAGCAGUCCGAUUCGGAAGUGAUGGAGUCAAUGGUGAAAGAAAUUUCUCGGCUCUUUAUCUUCAUCAUUUAUAAGUAUGAGCGUAACUUGCGAUCCGAAGUGUCUCUAGUAAUUGAAAAUUGGCUAUCAAAAUUUGCGCCUACUUUUCUUCCUUCAUGUGCUCCCGUUUUCUUGAAGAGCACAAAUACCACAUCUGCAAGCGUUUCUCAGUACUCUGCGUUUGCCAUUACCGCAUCUACAUUGAUUGGUAUUCUUUUUUGCAUUUAUUGA
This is a messenger RNA of Mitosporidium daphniae, 1536 nucleotides long. RefSeq lists its product as uncharacterized. NCBI's taxonomy places the organism in Eukaryota, Fungi, Microsporidia. The coding region runs from base 1 to 1536 and encodes 511 amino acids. The record is from RefSeq and is a predicted model, not a curated record. The transcript has a single exon.